Rosa rugosa (rugosa rose) is the source of this 3255-nucleotide messenger RNA. RefSeq lists its product as uncharacterized. The record is from RefSeq and is a predicted model, not a curated record. The transcript has 3 exons. The coding region runs from base 1 to 3255 and encodes 1084 amino acids. Lineage: Eukaryota; Viridiplantae; Streptophyta; Magnoliopsida; Rosales; Rosaceae.
AUGGAUAAAUCAUGGAUGAAUGCUGAUAGAAGGUCACGCAAGUUUGAGGUAGGAGUAGGACAGUUUCUGAAAUUUGCCUCUGCUAAUGCCAACAACCAAGCAAAAAUACGUUGUCCUUGCCUAAAAUGCUGCAAUACUGAUGGAUUUUCCAUUGGAGUUGUUAAGGACCAUAUUUUUUGGAAUGGUAUUGAUAGUAGUUAUAAGCAUUGGAGGUGGCAUGGAGAACCUAAUACAGCUGCCAUUUCUGGCAAUAGAAGAGGGGAAGCUGAAACUGUAGAUUGGGAUGGGGGUAGUAGGAUGGGAGAGAAUGAUGUAGAAGGAGAGAGUGAGGAUGAGGAGAUUUCAGAAGACUCAAAUGAGUUUCUGAAGUAUGUGGAGGAUGCCGAUAAGCCUUUGUACCCUGGUUGUACCAAGACAACCAAGUUAAAUGGUCUGAUUCAGACAUUCAAUCUGAAAGCAAAGCAUGGAAUGACUGAUUCCUGCUAUUCUGACAUGCUGAUAAUGAUCGGGGGUUUGCUUCCUGAAGGAAAUGAGGUUCCUGCAUCUUUAUAUGAGGCAAAAAAAUCACUUAGUGCAUUAGGUAUGGAGUACCAUAAGAUUCAUGCUUGUCCAAAUGACUGCGUCUUGUAUAGACAGCAGCAUGCAGAUGCUAUUAUCUGCCCCACUUGUGGUGCUUCAAGGUGGAAAUUAGGCAAGGAUAAAACUGAAAAAGUAGGGAUACCUGCCAAGGUUUUAUGGUACUUUCCACCAAUCCCGAGGUUCAAACGGUUUUACCAAUCGGCCAAUACAGCUAAGAAUCUGACUUGGCAUGAUUAUGGUAGAAAGAAAGAUGGAAUGAUGCAGCAUCCAGCUGAUUCCCCGACUUGGGAUUUAGUUGACAAGAAAUGGCCGGAAUUUGGAAGUGAGCCUAGGAACCUUCGACUAGCCCUCUCAUCUGAUGGGUUUAAUCCUCAUAGUUCUCUAAGUAGCAGGUACUCUUGCUGGCCUGUUAUACUUGUGACAUAUAAUCUUCCGCCAUGGCUAUGUAUGAAGAGGAAGUAUAUGAUGUUGACGCUGCUGAUCUCCGGACCAAAACAGCCUGGUAAUGAUAUCGACGUAUAUCUGCAACCUUUAAUAGAUGAUCUAAAAGUCUUGUGGGAUGGGGUUGAGGGAGUAUAUGAUGCCUUUAGAGGGGAAUACUUUAAACUAAGAGCUAUACUCCUCUGGACCAUUAAUGACUUUCCCGCUUAUGGGAACUUGUCAGGCAGCAUUGUGAAAGGAUACAAUGCUUGUCCGAUAUGCGUUGAUAAGAGUGGACCAUAUAGGUUGAAGAAAGGUAAUAAAAUGUCAUUCAUGAGGCAUCGUCGAUACCUACCUAGACAUCAUCCCUAUCGAAAACAGCGUGCUGCUUUCGACAAUACAGUAGAGGAGGAGCUUGCUCCUGUACCAUUAACCGGAGAGGAGGUGUUUGCUAGAGUUGAGGGUAUGAACUGUGCAUUUGGCAAAAAGUGUCGUCCUGCAAAGAGUGUUGAAGACCGAAGCAGGCCUUGUUGGAAGAAGAAGUCAAUUUUCUUUGAACUAGAGUAUUGGAGAUAUAUUCCUAUACGACAUAAUCUCGAUGUAAUGCACAUUGAGAAGAACUGUUGUGAUGCUAUCAUUGGUACAUUGCUAAACAUUCCCGGGAAGACAAAGGAUGGGGUUGCUGCUCGUUUAGACAUGGUUGAAAUGGGCAUUAGGACUGGUUUGAAUCCCAAAAUUGGUGCCAAAAGAGACAAGUUACCUUUAGCUAGUUGGAAUUUGCUGCUAAAUGAAAAGAAAAUAGUUUGCAACUCUUUUUUCAAUAUGACAGUGCCUGUGCGGUUUUCAUCAAAUGUUAGGAGCCUUGUCUCUAUGGAUGAUUUAAGACUUGUUGGUCUUAAAUCGCAUGAUUGUCACACUAUCAUGCAAAUUCUGCUCCCUGUUGCUUUACGAUCUGUUCUUGAGAAGCCUGUUAGGUAUGCAAUCAUUCGCUUCUGCCUAUUCUUCAAGGCUAUAUGUGCCAAAGUGAUUGAUGUUUCCAAGCUACAAAAAAUGCAAGCUGACCUAGUUAUUACAGUUUGCUUGCUUGAGAAGUACUUCCCACCAUCCUUUUUUGACAUCAUGAUUCAUUUGACUGUGCAUCUUGUCAGAGAAGUAGAGCUUUGUGGUCCAGUAUUUUUUCGAUGGAUGUAUCCAUUUGAGAGAUACAUGAAAGUGUUCAAAGGAUGGGUGAGAUGUCGUAGGCACCCUGAAGGGUGCAUAGCAGAGUGUUAUAUUGUCGAAGAGGCUGUUGAGUUUUGUGCUGAACGUAUGCUUGAUGAUGCUGGUACUGCUGGAAUCCCAGAAAGUAGCAAAGCAGAAUUUCGGAAUGCAUCCAAACCGCUAUCAGGUGCUUCCAUGAUUUCUGUUUAUGGAAAAGAAAUGCAUCAAGCACAUCUUUGUGUAUUGCAGAAUACGGAGGAUGCGUUGCCAUAUUUCCUUGAACAUUUGGAGUUAUUAAAGUUGCUUUAUCCUAAGUUCUCAAAAAAUGAAACGUGGUUGAAGAAUAAACAGAAUCAGACCUUUUCGAACUGGUUAAAAGAGAGGGUUUCAAAUGAACUCAUGUUUGCUGACAAUAAUGUUUCACAUACAAUGAGAUGGAUGGCAGCUGGACCAAAGAAUGAAGUGCCAACAUUUAGUGGAUACCAGGUUAAUGGUGUUGAUUUCAACACCAAGGAGCGUGACAAUCUUCGAUCUGUUCAAAACAGUGGGGUAUUUUUGCUUGCUGAUGCAAUGCAGAUUUCUAAUGCAAGGGAUAAAAACCCUAGAACAGAUGAUAUGCACUUUUACGGUGUGAUUAAGCAUAUAUGGGAGUUGGACUACUACAAGUUUAGGGUACCUUUAUUCAAAUGUGAUUGGGUAGAGAAUGUUAGGGGCAUCAAAGUAGACGAACUUGGGUUUACUUUGGUGAAUUUGAAUAGGAUAGGGCACUUAAAUGAUGCUUUUGUCUUAGCUACGCAUGUUAAGCAAAUAUUUUACAUACAAGACCCCCUUGAUGUGCAAUGGUCAGUGGUAGUAAGGUGUCCAGAUAAAGACUACCAAGAGGCUAAUGAUGAUGAGGAGCUACAAGAUAUUGAAGUGGAACAGCAGCCAUAUAAUGCCACAUUGCCAUCUAUUGAGACUUUUGAUGACAUAGUUGGUGAUGAUCACAUCAAUUAUAUGCGACCUGGAGAUGAAGCCAUAUGGGUUGAGAAUGAAAAUAGUCAUCGUCGCUUAUAG